This is a messenger RNA of Cucumis melo (muskmelon), 2413 nucleotides long. RefSeq names its product protein ACTIVITY OF BC1 COMPLEX KINASE 3, chloroplastic. Gene Ontology annotation, molecular function: protein kinase activity; ATP binding. Gene Ontology annotation, biological process: protein phosphorylation. The transcript has 7 exons. The record is from RefSeq and is a predicted model, not a curated record. Bases 180 to 2291 code for a protein of 703 amino acids. Lineage: Eukaryota; Viridiplantae; Streptophyta; Magnoliopsida; Cucurbitales; Cucurbitaceae.
GACAAAAUUCCAUUUUCUCAAGUGCAGUUUGCAAACACGACAUGUUAUGGUGGUUGUGGCUGAUACUUAUUGCUGUUCCGUGGACGAGACAAUUAUGAGGGAAACAGAAGGAAAAUUCUCAGCUCCUUAAACAAUUUCUUCCAACAAUCCAUUGGAUUUUGUUCCUCAGCUACCCCAACAUGAGUAUUGUUGUUAGUCAUCAUUCGUUAUGGCGGUCGGGUGACGCGAUUUCAAGGUUCAAUAGCUCUUACCAUGGAACUAAACCAAGGUUGGCUCGAUCAAAACGGCCUCUUGCAGCUCUAGUUGAGGCGAGACCUACGGCUGUGCCUGCAGUUAACACCGCUACCUCCCUGCCGACCCAGCUGGUUUUGGCUGUGGAUCGAACUGAUGAUUUGCAGGCCGAGGCCAGGGCAAUGGCCCGGGCUUCAAACGCUCCCUUCUACAACCCGGAACUUCUUGCCAAAACGUACGGUUCUCGCCCAAUUGAGGUAUUGCAGAGGGCUCUGCAAAUUCUAGUUGCCCUUAGUUCAUUUGGAAUCAAAUUAUGGUUGGACAAAAACAGUGGCCAGCUCGAUCAAAAUAAAAGGCGGCGAGCUGCUGAGUUGCGAGGAAUUUUUACUCGAUUAGGUCCUACCUUCGUGAAAUUAGGCCAGGGAUUGUCCACCAGGCCAGACAUCUGCCCACCUGAGUACCUCGAGGAGCUUUCUCAGCUCCAAGAUGAUCUACCAACCUUCCCAGAUGCAGAAGCAUUUUUAUGCAUUGAGAAGGAGCUGUCAUUAUCGCUUGAUUCCAUUUUCUUAUCAUUAUCUCCAUCUCCCAUUGCAGCUGCCAGCUUGGGUCAAGUGUACAAAGCCAAACUCAAGCAAUCUGGCAAAGUGGUUGCCAUAAAGGUUCAGCGCCCUAACAUUGAAGAAGCUAUAGGACUAGAUUUCUACCUGAUAAGAAGCUUAGGAUUUCUCAUAAAUAAAUAUGUUGACAUCAUCUCAAGUGAUGUUGUUGCUCUUAUAGAUGAAUUUGCACGCAGAGUUUAUCAAGAGCUUAAUUAUGUACAGGAAGGACAGAAUGCUAGGAAGUUUAAGAAAUUAUAUGCUGACAAGGAAGAUGUACUUGUCCCAGACAUAUUUUGGGAUUAUACGAGUGGUAAAGUUUUGACAAUGGAGUGGGUUGAUGGUGUGAAAUUAAAUGAGCAGGAAGCUAUUGAGAAACAGGGGCUGAAGGUUUUGGAUCUGGUGAAUACUGGCAUACAGUGCAGCCUCAGACAGCUACUUGAGUAUGGAUACUUUCAUGCGGAUCCUCAUCCUGGUAAUCUGUUGGCAACACCGGAGGGAAAACUUGCCUUUCUAGAUUUUGGAAUGAUGAGCGAGACUCCAGAAGAAGCAAGAUGUGCAAUUAUCGGACAUGUUGUUCACAUGGUUAAUCGGGAUUACGAAGCUAUGGCUCGCGAUUAUUACGCUUUAGAUUUCUUGUCACCUGAUACUGAUGUUUCUCCAAUUGUGCCAGUUCUUAGGAAUUUCUUUGAUGACACACUUAAUGCAACUGUGAGUGAGUUAAACUUCAAAACAAUAGUGGAUGGCUUGGGUGCAGUAUUUUAUCAAUAUCCAUUCAAUGUGCCAGCAUACUACGCAUUAAUUUUGAGAUCCCUUACUGUACUGGAAGGGUUAGCGCUGUAUGCUGAUCCAAAUUUCAAAGUUCUGGCUGCUUCAUAUCCAUAUUUUGCUAAAAGGCUUCUGACAGAUCCAAAUCCUUAUCUGAGAGACGCGCUUAUUGAGCUGCUUUUUAAAGAUGGGAAAUUUAGAUGGAGUAGACUUGAAAACCUGUUGCUUCAGGGUAGAAUGGACAGAGACUUCUCAGUAAAAGAUGCUCUACAGCCGGUCCUGAAGCUUUUAUUAGGUCCAGAUGGCGAGGGACUCCGAGUCUUAGCUAUUAAGGAAGCUAUUCGUGUGACUGAAGCUUUUGUUUUAGGGACAGUAAAUGAUACGUAUAAUUCUAUCCCUGAUUUUAUGAGAACUCUAUUAUUUAGGGAUAAUGGUCCUCGAGCUCUUGGUAUGAGCAAUGAAGAGAAAGAAAGUAUGGUAGAGCUUCGAGAUCAGGUACUGAGGAUAUGGAGACUACUUCAGUCUUCUGAAAAUUUUGAUCCUACACUUUUGCAACCCAUUGUGCAGGUCCUACAACAGCCUGAGGCUCGCAGUUUUGGUGGCCGCAUUUUCAGUGGGAUUACUCAGCGUCUUGCAGCUCGGAUGCUUCAACAAGUACUUCGAGCUUCAACGACAGUGUCUGCUUCGACUGUAUAACCAUUGUUGAUUUGUGUACCUUUGUUAAUUUCUUCGACAUUCAAUAAUAUCACUGCUGGUAUAUUCGUCAUUGUUGCAUCAAUAGUGAUACCAAAAGAAAGUAAUAAUACCAUUCAUUUUUA